This is a messenger RNA of Zea mays, 1336 nucleotides long. Its product is annotated as Glutaredoxin family protein. Lineage: Eukaryota; Viridiplantae; Streptophyta; Magnoliopsida; Poales; Poaceae. Bases 65 to 1045 code for a protein of 326 amino acids. The record is from RefSeq and is marked validated. The transcript has a single exon.
UGAUCACAUUGGCAGGCAGUCUGCAGCCCACUUGGCGCUUUGGCCGUGUGUGUACAUUGGUGCCAUGGGGUGCACCACCUCAAGGCAGGCCCGUCACGACCUCCGGUACUGCCCGUCACCGCUGCCGCGCAGCCAGUCGUUCCCGGCUCGGUGCCCCAGCGACGUCGGCGUCCACGUGGUGCGGCUCACGUCGUCCACGCUCGGGUCCCUGGAGCUGGACAAGGCCCUGCCGCGGGCGCCGGAGCCCGCGCCCACGAGGCUGGCGCCGCGCACGCCCACCAUGACGCCGCCCAACGAGCCCGAGGACAUCGACGCGUGGGCGCUCAUGGCCGGCCUCGAGGACCGCUCCCCGCUGCUGGGCGCGCCGUUCGGGCGCCACUCCUUCUCGUUCCCGGUCGCCACGGCGCCUGCGCAGGACCUCGCGGCGUCCGCCAAGGUGACGCCGCUGCCGAUGCCGAUGCCUCGGCCCGACGCCGCCCCGACGAGCGGCGGGGAGGGGAAGGCGCUGCCGCCGCGGAGGGCGGUGCUCUACUUCACGUCGCUGCGCGGCGUGCGCGCCACGCACGAGGACUGCUGCCUGGCGCGCGCCAUCCUCAAGGGCUACGGCGUGCGCCUCGACGAGCGCGACGUGUCCAUGCACCGCGGGUUCCGGGACGAGCUCCGCGGCCUUCUCGGCCUCGGGCUCGGCCAAGCCGGCGGCACGCCCGCCGCCCUCCCCAGCCUCUUCGUGGACGGGGAGCUCGUGGGCAACGCCGAGGAGCUGAAGCGGCUGCACGAGGCCGGGGAGCUCGCGCCGAGGCUGGCCGGGUGCGAGAGCGCUGCGUCGACGGCCGGCCCACACGGCGGCGACGCCGGCGCGUGCGAGGCCUGCGGGGACAUGCGGUUCGUGCUCUGCGAUGUCUGCUCGGGCAGCUGCAAGGUGUACGUGGGUGACGAAGACGAGGCGGAGGAGGAGGAGGAGGGCGACGAAUGCGGCGGCGGGUUCCGGCGGUGCACGGAGUGCAACGAGAACGGCAUCGUGAGGUGCCCCGUGUGCUGCUGCUGAGAGCCGAGACGUCCGCGGGGUUGGAUACGCGACGUGACAGUGAGCAUUAUUGUUUUUUUUCGCUCCCCUGCGUGCAACGCAGCACUUGGGUUUGGUGUGGGGCACGCUAGCCCCUGUGUGUUUUUUUUUUUUUGUGAAUGGUCUUCAGUAAUUUGCGUGCGUGAUCUACGGCGCGAGGCGAUCGUGCUGCCAGUGUCUGGAUAUCCGAUCUCUGGAUUGCACUACAUGUUAAGAGUACAUGUCAGUGCCCCCAUUCAUUGGCGUUUCCAGAAGAACCAACCAACCUUCUCC